GUGGUGAAAGGUCAAAGGUGAGAGGAGGCGGUGGCGGCGGCUGUGCAGGAUGAAGCUCCAGCCCUUGGCUGACAACAUGAGGCAGCAGCUGUCCACCGUUCCGCGCCCUGGGUGUCGGUGUCCGUGACUGUGGCUGGCAGGGCGCCAUUGGCUGCGGAGGAAAAGGGAGGGGGUGAGCCCGCACUCGGGCCUGUCCGCUGUCCCUCAGAAAGUACCUGGUCAGGCCCUCGGUUGCCUGACCCUGGUGUGAAAAGGCUGAGCGGCAGCGGCUCCAGUCUCCGUCCUCGGGUCGCCAGCCUCACUCCGAGCAUUUCCCUGACCUUGUGUCGUGUCCAGUCAGUCUCCAGGCUCUGCUGGGAACCAGUCGAUCCUAGCGUUAGAAAGGUUUAUAUUGUGCCGAGAAAGAGGUAGCAUUGUUGCCUUUCAAGUGUCUCCACAUUUGAACAACUCUCAAGCCUGUGGCAAAACAUUGAUAAAGUCCCACAUAGGAGUAUGGAGACCACAACAACGCACAAUACUCCAAAUGCUCAAAAAUGCAACACAUUUGACAGGGACGAAGAACUGAAUUAUAAGCUUGUGCGGUUUAGGAGGAGGGGGCAGCUUCUGCCAACAUUGGGACUCUACGAAAGUAUGAGCAUGGAAGGACUAACUGUAGAAGAUGAUAUCUCUAUAUUGAACCAUGAAGAAGCAAGCCCUGAAAUAACAAAUCUGAAGUAUAGCCGAAGUGCAGCUCCUUCAGGUGAUGAAUCUCUUGCUUCCCACUUUGCACUUGUCACGGCAUAUGAAGACAUCAAAAAACGACUGAAGGAAACAGAGUCUGAGAAUUCUUUCUUGAAGAAAAGAGCACGGAUGCUAGAAGAGAGGCUUCUCACUGCCUCUCUUGACAAUGAGAAAAUUUCUUUAGGACAGGAAGAAGUGAAUAAAGCAUAUCAGGCUUAUCGGGAAGUCUGUAUUGAAAGAGAUAAGAUGAGACAGAGACUGGAAAGAAUGAUCAAAGAGCAGAUGGAUUCUGUGCGAAUUCUGAAUGAAACUCUGCAGGCUAAAGAAGUAGAGAUUCUUCAGCUCAGAAGCGAAGUUGAAACCCAUCAAGUGAUGGAUGAUCUGCAUAGAACCCAGAAUUCUUGGGAUUUAGCAAAAUCCAAUAACGAGCUGAAGAUGUAUACCCUGAAUCAAGAGCUGGAGAUCCUUAAACAGGAAUGCAGUUUUCUCCGAGGAGAACUACACAACUGUAAACAAAAGGAAUCCAGCCUGAAUGACCACAUGUCCAAAAGAGAGAUUCUGAACAAUGAGGAGACGGUAAGAGAAGUUGGUUUGCAGAAACCAUACCAGGAUCUGAAGAGAGAAAUGUCUAACUUACACUUGGUGACAAAGACACAAGCUGAACUUCUGCGAAAACUGUUAGCCACACAGGGCUCAACAAAGAAUGUUCAGUGUCUAGAUGACUUGGUACUUGACUGUGGGAAACUGGAGCUCAAUUCUUCUGGAGCAGUUUAUCGAGCAGCACGUUCCUCUUCAAAGGAUACUGAUGUGAAAAUUUCCAACUUUCCUCCAAGUCACCAUUUUCAGCAAGAGACAGCAGCCUUAUGUGAUCGGGAGUUCCUUGCGCCGUGGACAAAUUCAAGACCCAGUCCUGUUGGCAGUGCUGGUUUGGAGGAAAUCGGUUCUUGUGGAAAGAGCUCAUUUGAUGAUAACUCAUGGGUUUUUCCUAGCUCACCAAUGGAUAACCCAAGCAAUGCAGCAUUUUGGAAAACUGGAAACAGCUGUCCCUCUUCGACAAUGAAAAUCCCUCUUGUGAAUAUACGUGAUUCAGACUCUGCAUUCAGGAGCUGAGCUAUAUAAUAUAAUUGAGAACUUUCUGUUAAUGGAGAACGUCUGGUCACAGUUUGGCAAAUGUAAAUUUAGUUAAAAGCAAAUGGUUGGCCAGGCAAUAGUUUCCGUUGAUGCUUCUAUAAUUGGUAUCCCAUUUCAGAAAAGUAACCAUUUUUGAUAAUUGCUGAUAACCUUUAUAGAAUGUGCCAAGUGUCAGACCUGUUGCACAGUGGCUUUUUUCUUUUUCCCAACUAAUAAUCCAUCUUGUGUAAAAUUUAAAAAAAAUAGGAAUAAGCUUUUCUGUAUGCUGUCACAUGAACCUGCCCCUCGUUUUGGGCAGUGGUGCUGAAAAUGAUUUUGCAAGAAAGUCCUUGUGGCACUGGAGAACCUCGAAUCUGUAAGAAAUGCAAACCUGUUGGUCAUGUUAGCUAAAUUCUGUUUAACAUUAUGAAAACCAAUGAUAAAUUCUGUUUGAAAAUAAUGUUUUAUUCUGUGGUGAAAGAUAUUUUACUUGCACUGAUAUUGCACCUCUAAAAGUGCCUCCGUAUUUAAUGGAAUAUGCUUGGUUUUUCAUCCAGAAGUUUCUCUUUACUCCACUGCCAUUCUUGCUCAAAAGAAAACACACAUUUGCUUUAAAGUUCAAAUAAGAUUUUAAAAAUAAAACUGCAGUUUUGUCAGUGCGUACGUAAGCAAUAUAAUGCUCUCAUGUAGCCUGUUGUGCUUGUCAGUGCAGUCUAGCAAUGGACAGAACUUAUAAAAGGCUGAACUCUAAUUGUUGCUCAGUUUUCUUAAAGCUGUGAAAUGUCAAUAUUUUCUCUUGAAAUAUGUUAAUACUUGCCAAGUUAAAGGUUUUGACAAUAAAUGGAAAGUUUAGAUAGCCAGUGGAUUAAGAGAAGUGAAUUUGAAUUCCAAUAUUAGUUGGUUUUCAUUCUCUAGUGGUGAGUUUAUUAACUUUAGCAAGUUUCCAAACAGGGCAGAGAGAUCCAUCAGGAAGAGGACUAGCAUUAAUCGUGACCCAUGUUACCAACCAUGUUACAAAGGAAAAUUUGUGGUUGGCUGUGGAAGUGGAAACAUUAAAUGGAAAUAUUUAAAAUCAUUCUGUUUCAGUACUAUCAGAAAUCUGCAUUUAGGGAAAUAGUGAUAGAGUUGUAUUCAAUUUCUAGAUAUUUCUGGGUGGGAAUGAUUGCCAUUUCAGAGUAUCACAGCAAGCGUUUCUGAAUAUUUAGGUGCUGUAUCAGCUCUUUAAUCAGUUCAGAAUUUUAAGUGAUUUGUUGCAAAGAAAUGUGAUUUUGCAAUUUUAAGUUGUUCUGUGACACUUAUUUGCAAUAAGUGUCAAUUUAGCACUUAACAAUAGGUUAUGUCCAAUUUCAUCUAUUUAUAACAAUAUAAGCAAAGCAUAAAUUGGGUUUUAAAUUAUGGUCCAAAUUUUUUUGUCAAAUAAUAUAGCCCUUACAGAUCACUUGUGUACAUAUUGUCAUUGAUUUUUUUCAACAAUGAAACAAUUAUAUGUGAUGCAAUGUAUUUACUGAAUAAAUUAAUGAUGACUAAACUUUA
Molecule: messenger RNA, 3363 nt
Organism: Chiloscyllium plagiosum (whitespotted bambooshark)
Lineage: Eukaryota; Metazoa; Chordata; Chondrichthyes; Orectolobiformes; Hemiscylliidae
Gene: azi2
Product: 5-azacytidine induced 2
Cellular component (GO): cytoplasm
Source: RefSeq, a predicted model, not a curated record